AUGCCUUCCCCAAAGAUGGAAAGGGAUGUGCUUCAUUUCCUGGGAAAGUUGAACUACAUUUUAAGAUUCAUCUCUAAUCGCAUUGCCAAAGCUGAACCCAUUUUCAAGUUACUUAGAAGAAUAAUACCGCCAACUGGAAUCAAGCUUGUCAAGAAGCUUUUGAAAGAAUUAAGUAUGGGUGAUGAUGCUGAGGGUCCAAAUGAUGUAUGGGAAAUGUAUUUUGAUGAAGCUGUCAAUUUAGCCGGUAAUGGGAUCAGAGCAGUGCUUGUUGCCCCAGAUGAGAAACAUUUCCCAAUAACUAUUAAGUUGAGGUUCGGCUGCACAAACAAUGUAGCAGAGUAUGAAGCCUGUGUGAGUGGCUUACAGGCGGCCAUUGAAAUGAAGAUAAAGAAAUUAGAGGUGUAUGAGGAUUCAACUCUGAUCAUUUACCAAGUCAAAGGGGAAUGGCAAACUAAAGACCCAAAACUGGUCCCGUAUCAAAAAUAUCUCCUUGAACUAAUCAAGGAAUUUGAAAAGAUUUCUUUCACUCACCUGAGCGGGGAUGAGAACCAAUUUGUUGAUGCCUUAGCUACACUAGUUGCGAUGACUCAGAUGGAGGAAGGGAAACUCUACAAUCUCAUUUCACCAUGGCCUUUUGCAAUGUGGGGUAUCGAUGUGAUCGAUCUGAUUAAUCCAAAAGCAUCCAAUGGGCACAGAUUCAUUUUAGUGGCCAUCAACUACUUUACUAAAUGGGUUGAAGCUACUUCAUGUGCUCACAUCACUCAAAACACCUUUAUGAAAUUCCUCAACAAUAAUGUUAUUUGCCGAUAUGGUCUUCCUGGAGAGAUUGUCACUGAUAAUGCCAAGAAUCUAAAUGGUCUGAAGAUUCAAAAGUUGUGUGAUCAGUACAAGAUACGACAUCUCAAUUCAUCGCCAUAUCGACCCCAGAUGAAUGGAGCUGUCGAAUUAAUGCUCUACGUUGGAUAG
This is a messenger RNA of Hevea brasiliensis (rubber tree), 966 nucleotides long. RefSeq lists its product as uncharacterized. Gene Ontology annotation, biological process: DNA integration. The record is from RefSeq and is a predicted model, not a curated record. Bases 1 to 966 code for a protein of 321 amino acids. The transcript is spliced from 4 exons. Gene Ontology annotation, molecular function: RNA-DNA hybrid ribonuclease activity; nucleic acid binding. NCBI's taxonomy places the organism in Eukaryota, Viridiplantae, Streptophyta, Magnoliopsida, Malpighiales, Euphorbiaceae.